AGAAGAAGAAAUGAAACAUGGUAGCAGGUGCCCUAAGUGCCUGCUUUUUAUUUGUUGUAGGUGUCCUUUCUGAUGAAAUUACAGGAUGGCACAGUGGGGAACUAUAUUCUCAAUAAUAGCUGCUCUUGGAGGAGCAGCGCUCUUAGCCUCGGUGCACAAGAUCGAUGAAGGACACACCGGAGUUUACUACAGGGGAGGGGCCCUCCUGACCUCCACCAGCAGCCCUGGUUUCCAUCUUAUGCUUCCAUUCAUCACCACCUACAAGUCUGUUCAGACGACACUACAGACGGAUGAGGUGAAGAAUGUACCAUGCGGCACAAGUGGAGGAGUGAUGAUCUACUUCGACCGCAUAGAAGUGGUGAACUACCUCGUUCCAACAGCAGUGUAUGACAUAGUGAGGAACUUCACAGCAGACUAUGACAAAGCUUUGAUAUUUAACAAAGUUCACCAUGAGCUCAACCAGUUCUGCAGUGUUCACUCACUGCAAGAGGUCUACAUCGGCUUGUUUGACCAAAUCGAUGAAAACCUGAAGCUGACCCUACAGGAGGAUCUAACUGCCAUGGCACCUGGACUCAUCAUACAGGCAGUCCGUGUCACAAAACCCAACAUCCCAGAGAGCAUUCGAAGAAACUACGAGCUCAUGGAGAGCGAGAAGACGAAGCUACUCAUCUCUCAACAGACACAGAAGGUUGUGGAGAAAGAGGCAGAGACUGAAAGGAUUAAAGCUGUGAUUGAGGCAGAGAAAGUGGCACAAGUGGCAGAGAUAAAGUUCGGACAGAAAGUCAUGGAGAAGGAAACCGAGAAGAAGAUCUCUGAAAUUGAAGACAAAGCUUUCCUGGCCCGACAGAAAGCCAAGGCAGACGCAGAGUUUUAUACAUCACAGAGAACUGCUGAGGCCAACAAGCUGAAGUUAACCCCAGAGUACCUGCAGCUGAUGAAGUACAAGGCCAUUGCUGCAAACAGCAAAAUAUACUUUGGGAACGACAUUCCCCACAUGUUUGUGGACUCUGGGUCUGCAGGGAGCUCUAUCAAGGCCUCUGCAGCCAUGGACAUAGUUGGUGAGCAGAUCUUGGACCUUGAUUAGCAAAGAAAGUAGUGGACCCAAAGGACACCCGAGGGACUUUCUGUUUAAGGGAAAGAGCCUGGCCAAAGGCUGGCUGGGAAACGGUUCUCACUCUGGCCAGAAGCUCUGCCAACCUGGACCCAUAUUUCUCAACAAUCUCAGAAUCAGCCAAACUCUUCUACUUGAACACGGACAACUUGAGUUUUCUGCAAGGUAUCCUAUGCUUCAACUGUCUUCUUUUCUUUGUAAGUAAGAUAGAAAAAACGAAUGAAAGAAACGUCUUCAUCUGCGGUUGUGUAACAAGCUCCUUCCAAAACUGGUAAUUAGCCAAAACAAUCAUUUUACAGAUCUGGCUGUCUUACGUCAGCACAUAUGGUUUUUCAUUGAAGAGAGCCAAGCACAUUCAGAAACAACAUCAAGGAUCAUUAAUCUAUCUCUAGCUGUUUGUAUGUGUUUUCACUGAGCAUAUGAAGCAGUGAUUUUAGAAUCUGUGGACACAUUAGGAGACAAAAAUGCAUUCUAACCAUGUUCAGUGGUGGGGGAAUGACUGAUUAUUCAUCUGAGUUAAGCUUGUAGAUAUAAAGUUAACACAACCCAAAUAUGGUUGUUUUAACUGCGCUGUCCUUGUUAUCACAAUGAUCUGCUAAUCCUGUUAGCAGCUGUUGCUUUGCAUCCAGAUUUUUUUCUUGCAUGACAAAAAUCCCCUGUACAAAAAUGAAAGGCAGAUUAUCAAAAUGAUGUUUUUCCACGCUGUAGGCCCAUAACUUUUGCUAUGUGAAUGCAGAUUUCUCAGCUCACAGCCUAUGAGAAUGGCUAACAAUGCCAGCAGAUGCAUUUUAACAUUUCAGCCUGACUUGUUUGUUUAAAUCUUUCAAAGACUUCUGAAAUCUGCACUUGGAUACAUUAAUGGAUGAAAUUUUAACAAUUUAUUUCAGUUUGUCUGAAGCACAACAAAGUCUAACAUUUGCAUUCUCAUAAUAUCCAUGAUUUAUGUUGAAACCUCGGAUGCAAAGAAGCUACAUUGUUUACUACCUGCACUGCCAAAGAGUUUGCACACUGAGUCUGUUAUUUUCUGUUGCAUCCUAAUUGUAUAAACUAAGAAAAUUCGUAGAAUGUGGCAAAUCAUUUUGUACUGCGAGAAACAAGAGAGAAGAUGAGUCUGUGGCUCUUUGACCCCUUUAAAAACUCACUGGAUCCAUCCAUCCUGACAGAGAUGUUCAUACAGCACCAGCUGAAGUCAGAGAUGGAGAUCAACUUUUUAUUUUCAGUUCCUGUUAUGUGCCUUUGAGUACAAACUCUGGCUGGGAAGGCAUUGAUUUUGUACCAUCGUUGAUAUCCACAUUAUACACGGGAAAACCUGAGUGAUAAAAGUUUGGUUUCAGUGCAAAGCAGAGAGAGAGAGAGAGGGGAGAGAAGGGGGUGAGCGAGCAAGCAGGAAGGGAGCAUCAGAUGCUGUUGGAAUCAUUCAUAACCCUUUAUUUGACUUGGAAUGAUGCAAAAAAAGCAAAAAAGAAACAAGGGACAAUUUUUUGGUGUUUGUGUGCAAGCAUGAGCUCGCUUUUGUUUUUCAUAUGGAAAAUUUAAAAAAAAAAAAAAAAGGACUCAGUCUGCAAAGGCCUUAAGGCAGAGCUAGCAGAAUCAGAUGCUUCAAGAGUAUGAAAAAUAAAAGUUAGAGUCGGUUAUUGAGUUUAGUAUUUGCUUCUUUGGGUGCUUAAUAAAAUACACUUGUAGUUUCAAAAGUAGUCUGCAUAUUUUUAAAAUAAGAUUUUUUGAAGUGGAUUAAGGCUGGCCACAAACUUCAGGAUUUUAAGCCUGAUUUGUCUUCCCCGAUGAUCGUGGUGGGUGUAUAUCCAAAGUAGAACCUCAUCACAAACAAUUAUUUCUAUGAAUAAUCCAUGUGUGUGGUGUCAACACGAUUAUUUUACUGUUCAGAAUCACAUCAUAGCAUCCCAGACCCUGAAUUGUUAAUAUCAAACAUGUUUGAGUUAGCAUCACCUGCCUGGUCAAACGUACUUUCACCACACACAAACAUAAACACAACUGUAGGCUAUGUUAAUUUCAGCAAGGAUUUCAUCCUGAUUCUUUUCCUUGUUUUGUGAUUUUUUUCCACAUCCAUAACACAUGCUAGGACAGUGUAUUGUGGAGGGACAGCAAGAGGAUGUCGGCAGACAUACAUGUUUAUUUUUCUUCUGAAGUCACGUGAUCACGCAAGGUCGUUGGUAAGGAUGUUCCUAAGCGUUUAUUUACUUAUUCAACUAAACGCUAAUUUAAAUUUCAUUUAACCAACUAAUGUAAAGGAAGAAAAACCCUAGAAAACAGUCAAAUUCCUCACAGAGUCAUUAUGUCGGAGGUGUGACGUUUGCCUGAUAUCCUCUCUACAGCGUGGCUAACAAUGAAAGCUAGCGUCGCCAGCCUUCGUUCCUCUUUGCAGAUUAUUUAGAGCUUUGAUAUUUGGCUUCUUUUCACUUCGGGUGAGUAGUUACAGAUGAGUUCAACCUCUACUACUUUAAAAAAACUCAUACCGCGCUGUUCCUGCUACACGCUAACCGCUAAGCCACCCCUGAGCUUCUCAUAUUUACAUCCAGUGAAGUGCCAGACAGGAAGGCAGUGACAUGAACUGAAGGUACAGCCGCCUCUAGUGGCGGGAUGUUCAUUACAGUUUAAAAGAGAAUUACAGACUGGGAUUUCAAGCCCAUGUUUUUAAAAAUGAUAGGUAAUUAUUUUAACUGACUCUUAAAUCCCGCGCCAGCUAAUUUGAUAAACUAAUUUAACUGUUUUACCAAUUAACUGCACACAUCACAGUCGUUGGCAGGUUGCCUGGUGUCUGUGGUAACAGCCACACAGGAUUAUAACAUGAAAAAUCAUUCAGAUUUGUCCUCAUGUCUGUGGUCUUCCAGGAUGUUUAAACCAUUAAAGAUUUGAAAAUCAUCUAGUGUGUGGCCAGCCUAAGGGAAGUUUGCUUAGAUGACUGAUCCUCCACGAACUGUCCUUCACUAAGUGGGUAGAAAUUCCACAAUUUAUAUUUUUACCACAAACAGGCUUUUUUUUUAUAAUGUCAAUACAAGUGAAGUACCGUUAUCUGAUAUAUAAGGAGCAUUUUCAUAUAAAAAGUUGACUACAGCUUUUGUAUACCAGUACAAACUGCUGGGACAGGAAACAUUACUGCAAGUGCAUGCACAAGGACCUAAUGUGACUGAAAAUUCAUCCCCAUUCAUUCUCUAUUACAAGUGGUCAAAUCAGCUUCACAGCUCGGAAUGGUGUCACUUUACCCCCUUGUGAGGUCAUAAACAUGGAUGUAAAGAAACCAGGAAGUAUACUGUUUAGUCAGUCAACUGUGUGGCGUGUUGGUUUUGCUGAUAAUACUCCUUACUAAAGACAAUAGGGGACAAGUGGAGGCUUACAAGUCUUUUACAAUAUCACUGCAGGCUGAAAGCUCAAUCACCGUAUUAUAGCUAGUAGGUGUGCAAACUCUUUACGGCAUAAGCAGGUGGUAAAAGAGCGACUAAAGGUUCAUUUAUGUUCUACACACAUAUGAAUAUAGAGCCAUGCAUUUUAAACUUUAUAACCGUCCUUGCCCUCAUACUGAAGUGUGUCUGUUAUGUUGGAGUGGACAUUGAAAAAUGAAUCCACUAGAUGUUGCUGUCUCUUGCAGAGCAACUUUGAAGCUGCUCCCAUAGACUGAAGAAAGAAUGGUCCAUCCUCUGCCCAGCAGUUCUCUUGUAGUUUUGUACCCAGAUUAGCGAACACCAUUAAUAUAGUUGUAUUUGCUAACAACUCAGGCAUUAUUCAUUGAUAUUUCCUCAGAUAACUCGCUUAAGUUCCGCCCCCAUGGUUGGUGGUGUCCGCACUCAUGAGCUUCAGGAGAACAGAUGAAAAGCAGACAAAAUAAAUGCAGAGAACAAACAGAAAGGUUUGUCCGUAUCUGUAUGCAUUUCAAAUGUAGAGCAUAAGUGGGCCUUAAGCUGCACAGAAACUGCAAGUUGUCAAAAGAAAUGGAAAUCUUCAUGCAAGAGGACGAUUCAAACCUUUUUCCCCUUUGGAGAUUUUAAAAACAGACUGCAGCUUAUACCAGGAUGAUUUACAAUCUUAACAUUAUGGUAUCUAGUUGGCAUUGAGCUUAACUGUUUGCAUUAGGACGAGCUAGCUUACUACUGUAGGUACAUGUACUGUACAUGCUAGAAAAUGCUGCAUACAGCAACAAAGUUGAAUCCAUGCCAUGCAAAGUUUCUCAAAUUUCUUCCAAUAAUUUCUUUAGCCCAAUGCACAACAUUUUCUUUAGAGUGGGUUUAGUGAGCAGUCAUCUGUCUGCAACAACCAAGUGAAUGUUUUUAAAAGAGAAGUUGCAUCCCAGGAAAAGACAGAAAUGUUUUUAAAUGUUUAAUUUUAGGAUAUCUUGUUGUUAUUUUCAUUGACAUCUUGUACAUUCCAGUCCAGGGCAGCUCUGACGACGACUUGACCAAGUUUAAGAGAAAUAUUAUAAAGAUGAUAUUCUACUGAAAAGGACCAAAUAUUUUGUCACUCUCAGGCUGUGAUCUAUUACUCUCAACUGCUUGGAAAAACACGGACUCUGACAGGAAAUGUCAGCACUAACAAAACAAAAGGAUGAUGAAUGUGCUUUGUGGUCGCUGCUGGCUGCUCAGACGUUACCACUCCAUUGGUUUAUUUAUAUAUUUUUGUAACAUUUCAGCCUUUGGACAUGUUUAUUAUAAACUGAAAUCAUAUAUCAAAUAGUAUAAUUUUUGCUGUAUAUGUAUGUAGCACUGAGUGUUUCACACUGUAUAUUUAGCACAUAGACUAUGUUGAAACAGAUGGUAUCGGAUUUACAUCAUUGCUUUUGUUCAGCAGUACCCUAGUAAAGGUUUUGUAGGGAAAAUCACUGAACACAGUGUUUUCAAGCAGACAAUAGACGUGUGAAUUCAGUGUUUAAAAAUUGACCAUUUACUGCAAUUUCUAGUAAUGUAACCAUGUUUGUGUCCUGUAAGAAUCUUUACAGCAUGAGUUGCCUUAGAGCCGUUGUCAACACGUCCUGUUUCCCUGGAGGAGAACCAUUCCAGUUAAAACAAUCGCAGACAUUUGUUAUCAAGCUCUUUGAGGAACUAGAAAAACAUUAACCACUAGAAUCCAUCAAAUUUGUCUUUAGUCUUUGUUGAUUUUGGGCACCACAAAUCCUGAACAGGGACCAGAACCGUGUCAUCUAAUGGAUUACUUUGUGUCCUUUCUCUGAAGACUGAAGCCCUCUUUGUUUAACUGUUGACAGAUAUGACGUGGUUUAUCAAGGAUUUGGCACUAGAUGAAGGGUUUGGCAAAUAACCCAUGUGUUUUUCAAAGAACUACUUACUUGUAUGGGAAUUUAUAACAUGCAGGCAUGUUUAGGCUUUGGUCCUUUGGUUUCGUUAUUGGCUGAGUCAACAUGGUGCCUAGGUAAAAGCAUCUUUAUUAUAAUCUGAAUCUAAAUUUGCGAGAAGACAGCACAACCUUUGUUCAGCAUUCCAGGCAAUGAGUAAAUGACGUCUUAUUGGCAUCGUUCCUUGUUGUUUUGAAGGUUGGUAAAGUUUUACCUCCAAUUGACCUCCAGAUGUUUGCUGGCUGAUGAAAACUUGAACUUAAAGUCAAAUGUGUUUUUGCACUGAUUUAAAUUGUGAAUGUGCAAUCAAGAUGUUGUCAUUCGACAAUAAAUUACUGAUGGUUAUUCUUUGAGAA
This is a messenger RNA of Cheilinus undulatus (humphead wrasse), 6763 nucleotides long. RefSeq names its product ER lipid raft associated 2 (gene erlin2). The coding region runs from base 86 to 1084 and encodes 332 amino acids. The transcript is spliced from 12 exons. NCBI's taxonomy places the organism in Eukaryota, Metazoa, Chordata, Actinopteri, Labriformes, Labridae. Gene Ontology annotation, molecular function: ubiquitin protein ligase binding; cholesterol binding. Gene Ontology annotation, biological process: SREBP signaling pathway. The record is from RefSeq and is a predicted model, not a curated record. Gene Ontology annotation, cellular component: endoplasmic reticulum; endoplasmic reticulum membrane.